CUUCCAAGGACAAGAAGAUAAAAAUUCUCUCUCAUCUAUAUCUAAUAUCUUCACUCACUCUCUCUCUAACUCCGAAACAAUCGAAACCCCUUUCUCUCUCUCUCUCUAGGGUUUGUGCAUGUUUCGCGCUUAAUUUAUACCGACGCAGUAGCGAAUCAAAUCUCCAAGCUAAGCUUUUUAUCUUCUCCGUCGAAAGCUCUAUCAAAAGGCGUUGUUUCUGUCCAAAGCCGUUGAGAAUCGGUUAAGCUUCUGGGAGAGAUCGUGUGCGGUGAUCCACAGGAGAUAUUAUUUAUUGGUGCUUCUAGCUGCAGUUACUUGUACUGUGAUGCGCUUGCACAGCAGUGGAUAAUUAUUUGCAAGGUGAUUCUAAUAUAUUGACUGAGUUCAUGGGAUCGUCGUAUGUUGAGAUUGACUCGAUCUCUAUUGAUCUUAAUACCACUAUUGACCAGUGGGAUGCAGGCAAAUGUGAACAUUUUUCAAUACGUGAAUAUGUCUCAGAAAUUCGGAAAAAAGAUUGGAAACUUUGUUGGCCAUUUCCAAUAGAUGAGUCUGACAAGCAACCGUCAUUUCUACCGCUAGAUGUGCCAAAACACAGAUGUUGCCGUUCUCCAAACUAUGAACAAGAAAAUGCGGCCAAAGACAUUCCUAAAGAUAUCCAAACAGACUUUAAUCGUGUUAGUACUGGAUGCAGAUCUGAUACCAACUGCAGUAAUGCAGCUCUCAAACCUUGUAUUCAGAAAGAUCCAAUAUCUGACAUUAUUGUGAGAAGAGACAUUGAUCUUAAUGCUAACCUGAAUAGUGUCGAUUGUUUCUUACCAAUUACUAUUGAGAAAGAAAAGAAAGCCGGAGUUGGACUCGGCAGCAGAAUUGACCUUGAGAUUGGAUUGGAGGAUAAUCUCAAUCACCAAGUAACAAGUGCUCCAUCGCCUAAAAUUUAUCCAGACUUUGCACAAGAAGUGAGCACAACUAAAAGAGGUGGUGAAAGUAAUGGAGUGUCUUAUGUUCAGCUUGCUAAAAAUCUUAGACUUAAAUGCACAGGUAAGAAUUCUGCUGAGAUUUGUAAUGGGGGAACACCUGCAGAUAACCAAUGCCGGAAAGAUUUAGUAACAACAGCCACGGAGGCAUAUAAUAAAUAUGAUCACACAACUGGACCACCUAUUGAAUCCUUUGCUUGUAAUAAUAGUGUGCCUGCAGUAAGUACAGACAACAUGGUUGACGAUGAUUUUCAGGAUCAUCAUUCAGAAAAGUCCACUGGUUUGUCUCGUAGGAAACCUCGAAAGGUGCGUUUGAUGACUGACUUGUUGCGUGAAAAUGGCGAAUCAAAGACUGAAAAAAUUGCAGUACAAGAAUCCCAAUUCCGUGGCACUUCCAAUACUUCUGCAGCUUCACAGGCACGCUCAAAUUUCCCAGGAAAGGUGGAUGUUCAAGGAGAUCUGACUUUAACAAACAAGGGUCAGAGUAGGAAAAGGAAAAUUCUCCCGGAUGAAGUACGGAGUAUGGAAAGUAUGCCUUUUCAUAGAGCUGGAGUUGAAGCUCAAAACUUAGAGGGGAAUGCAAAAACAACUAGUACGGUUUUCAAUAAUAGAUCCAAUUCCAAAAAUGUACUAGCAGGAACAUGUUUACAAUUUACUGAGAAAGGCAACUGCAGUAAACCUGGACCUGAAAGAAACCAAAUCAUGGGUAAGAAGAAGAAGAACAAAAAGAAUCAAGUUGGAGACAAUUAUUACUUGAUUCCUGAGCCACAACAAGGACAGAGAAGAGAAAAUGAGGACACCGUGUAUACUACAGAUAAGGCAUAUGCAUCUAAAACUGUUUCUUCUAGAUUAUCUCCUUCUGUGUUCACAGGGAAAGGGGUGGAUGAUUUUUCUUUCCACAACCUAAGAAUAGAAAAUGAGUUCAAUCUAUCCAAAGAAAAGGGGAAAAUGCUGCAAACCGAUGGAGAACUUAAUUCUUUAUCCUACCACAGAAAUGACAUGUUUGACAGAGAUUCUUUUGCAUAUUCAGGGGUAAAAAUCAGAUCUAGUGUUGCUGCAGAUGUUCCAGUUCCUUCAGACCAAGGGGUGAUGAGUGGAAAAGGAAAGGAGGAGAGUUUGCAUCUUUCUUUGAACAGUUAUAUGUCAGAACAUGGUUACAGCAAAAAAUGUAUCCAUCAAAUAGAAAACCGCCUUCCCUUCUCAUUACCUUUUCAAGAGAGCACCUCAAGAGUUCCUCAGUUUAAUAGAAACGACAGUGAAACCAAUGUUUUUGGAGCACCAAGCAUUCCUUGCAGGCACACAACAAAUAAUGUUUAUGGAAAAGGAGUUCACUGUAAAGAAAAUACUGGUGCUAGAAACACAGGAAAAACUGUUGAAGAUGUGGAACAACUGGGUAUUAAAAAAAGAUACAAUGAACAAGCAGCUGAGGUGUCUGAGCAGGGAACAUUAGAUGGUAUACCCAUGGAAAUUGUGGAACUCAUGGCAAAGAAUCAGUACGAGAGGUGUCUCCCUGACGUAGAAAAUAGAGGCUCAAUGUUUGAAAAAUCUUCUACCAGUAGGAACACACAAAUGACAGCUGGUACUGCUGUUUAUGGCAAAGGGAAGAUGAGCUUGUUAAAAGAAGGGCAGAAGGAGAAAUCAAGGGGAAGACCUAAGAAAAUUAACACGGUCACAAGAGGAGAGAAUGUGAAGCCUAACAAAAGAAAGCCAAAUCAUUACUUUUCUCCAUUCAAUGGAAGUAAUUUGGGAGUGAACAAUCCGUAUCCACCUCAACCCUCCUUUGGAUUUGAAAUUCCCCAGUCCCAAAAGUUGUCAAAUGGAUUCCAGUUUUCACCUAUGAUUUCUAACCAGCUUGGUAGUGCGCGAAAUAUCAAGUUUAAUGGGAGUCUCGAAGAGCGCGCCCCCUCUAAUGCUACUUUGCAAUCCCUGGGAGGAUGUAGCUUACACAAGAAUAUAUUACAGCAGGAUGAUGAAGCUUCUCACAUUUGGGCAUCCUUGGCCCCAAAUCACGCUUCCAUAGGGUAUAAUGGAUUGCAAAAGGUUGUUUCUCAGCCUAGUAGUAGCAACAUAGACAGAACUUCACUCCAAUCUGGUGCAUCACAUAAGCAGAACAUGAGAAGGGAUAUUGAUCUUAACUAUACAAAUAUCAAUGCUACAGGCCAAGAAAAGCAUAAUAGAAAUACAGGUCCUGGAGUCUUCAGCAGGGUGAAUGGAGAAUACUCAGUUCCAUGCAAACAUAAUGGAAUAGAGGCUCAUCAAAAUUUGAGGGGCUCUUUGGAUUUGUAUUCUAAUGAGACAAUACCUGCCAUGCAUUUACUUAGCCUUAUGGAUGCAGGCAUGCAGUCACGUACACCCUUCAAUGUCGGUGUUAAUUCUCAAAUGCUCAAAAGACCCUCCUAUGCUGGUGAUUGCAAUACCAAGUUGGAAAUUGGUGCAUCCAAGGCCAAUGGUACCCUGAAAAGGCAGCCGUCUGAUUAUUACAACAGAAGUUACUUAUCGGAUAGACCACAUGGCUGUUUCAUUGGCUCUCCAACCUUCGGUGCAUCUUCAUCAGCCCAGCAUGGUAAUAAGUUUACAAAAGAUGAUGGUUCCAAUGCUCAAAAUUCAACUAAGUUUGGAAAGAAAGAAAAGAUGAAGAGCUCCAACUCACUCCUGCAGAAUAGAUUUGUUAAGCAGUGUAGCUUGUCUUGUAACGAAACAGAAACUUCACUGCAACGCAGAUUGGAAAUUCAUGGUACUCACACCUCUGUGCCGUUAAAGACCACAUCUGGCAUCUCAUGUACGGUGAAUAGAAACCCUGCUGAAUUCACCGUUCCGGAAGCAGGGAAUGUCUAUAUGAUCAGAGGAGAGGAUCUGAAAUUUGAGGGGAGCAUUCCCCAAAACAAGCAUCUUUUCCCUAUUCCUUGUGGACACAAGCAGCAGAGGAAUUUGAAGGGAACUAAAAUGAAAGAACACUCAAAACAUUGAAAUCCUCCAUUAUUCUGUGAUCUGAUGAGUCGUUCAUGCAAUGUGAGAAUAGCAAAUGACUUUCAUCUCAGUGUAGAAGGUGAUCUUUGACUUGGAACCUCACAUCGAUCGACUUGGGAAGACAAUUAUGCAUCUAUUAUGCAAUUGUUGUAACUAGUAAACUUACGUACUUCAUAUAUUAUGUUGGUGUCAUAAAAUUUACGGGGAGCCUACAUGUAGCCCCUUAGAAUUUAAGUAUCAGUAUGAUGUCAUAAAGUUUAUGGGGAAAACUCAAAAUAGCCCCGUAUAGACUUAAUAUACUAUGGUCACAGUUCAUACAACUGCCAAAACCAAUGUAAAAGAUCCAGUUUGCUGCUGAGCUGUUUGAUUUUUCUACAAAACCUACAAGGAAAAUACUAUUUGUCUGUGACCAAAAAUUUCACUUGUAGUACGUGAUUGGUCUCUUUGAUGAAGUUUAUUAAUCAUUUGAGCUCAAUUGAUUUGUUCGUGA
Molecule: messenger RNA, 4431 nt
Organism: Medicago truncatula (barrel medic)
Lineage: Eukaryota; Viridiplantae; Streptophyta; Magnoliopsida; Fabales; Fabaceae
Product: protein EMBRYONIC FLOWER 1
Exons: 7
Coding region: 387-3941 (1184 amino acids)
Biological process (GO): shoot system development; negative regulation of flower development; negative regulation of DNA-templated transcription
Source: RefSeq, a predicted model, not a curated record